GAUCAUACUCCGUUUGGGCUUACUGGUGCCGUAUUUUCAGAGGACAAGGACUUCCUAUAUCAUGCUCGAGACAUCUUGCGUGAUGCUGUUGGAAAUAUGUACCUUAACGAUAAGUCUACUGGUUCCGUAGUAGGACAACAACCAUUCGGAGGAGCACGAAUGUCUGGAACGAAUGAUAAAGCAGGAGGUCCUCAUUACGGCCUCAGAUGGACGUCUCCACUUACCAUCAAGGAAACCAGUGUGCCUCUCACUGAGUGGCGUUACCCAUCAAUGGACUAA
Haemonchus placei is the source of this 279-nucleotide messenger RNA. The record is from the annotation of a GenBank genome assembly. Lineage: Eukaryota; Metazoa; Nematoda; Chromadorea; Rhabditida; Trichostrongylidae.